AUGGCGAAUGAGCUUAUAAAACAAUUGGAUCCCGAAUUUAGGAGCACUCCGAAAGAGAUUGAGAGUGAUGGAAGGUACAUGCCUCAUUUUAAGGACUGCAUUGGGGCAAUUGAUGGGGUUCAUGUGCAAGCUGUGGUUUCUCCAAAAGAUGUAGUGCCAUAUAUUGGUAGAAAAGGGUCACUCACCCAAAAUGUGAUGGCUGAAUGCAACUUUGACAUGCAAUUCACAUUUGUAUGUGCAGGGUAUGCUCAACAAGAUCAAGAUUUUGAUGAAGAUGAUGAUUACCCAAAUGAAGAAAUUGGUGAUGAUAUGGAGGAUAAUGAGUAUGAAGAAGAUGGUGCGGGGAGACAACAAAUGGUGGUGCUAAGAAAUAUGAUUGCACAAAGUCUAAUGGAUGCAUUGUAG
Argentina anserina (silverweed cinquefoil) is the source of this 405-nucleotide messenger RNA. RefSeq lists its product as uncharacterized. NCBI's taxonomy places the organism in Eukaryota, Viridiplantae, Streptophyta, Magnoliopsida, Rosales, Rosaceae. The record is from RefSeq and is a predicted model, not a curated record. Bases 1 to 405 code for a protein of 134 amino acids. The transcript is spliced from 3 exons.